GGCAAUACCGUCCAGAAACAAUAAUGCCCUAAAACCCUUCCUGUCCCCUUCCCCCCUUCGAUUUUCCUCCCUUCGAAGCUCGGUCGGUGCGUUCAGGCUCGGAAAUCUCCUUCCCGACCGCCAAUCUCGAUCCAUUAGUCGUUCAGGCUCCUCCUUGCCCAUUCUCUCAUUCAGUCUUUCGGCGUCUUCUUCGGCCAUGUUGGUGUCUAGGGUUUUUUCCCGCGCUUGGAGGGGCGCGGGUCGAAGCGCCCUGCUCGUUUCGCCUUCCCUGAACAAACCCUUGCCCGUUCUUUCCAAUCAAUUCGAUGCGCUUUUGCACGAGACUUCAUGUAAGGCUCUCGUGUUAAAUCAUUCAACAUUUAGUUCUUCGUUGCUUCGACGGUUUGGAAUUUCUUCCUCUGCGUCACCUGAACCUAAUGAAAAGGGUCAGGGGAGCACUGUGGAAAAGAAUGGCGCGUCCACUGAUGCACCUGAAGCAGGUGAGCAUGCUAAAGGAUCUAAUCAAGGGGAGGGUACCGCUUCUGGGGAAACUAAAGUGGCCGACCAGGCGGAAAAUUCAGGUUCAGAAGGAGAUGAGGAGCUCUCUAUGGAUGACUUGGUGAAACUUGUGUCAGAAAAGGAAGAACUGUUGAAGUUGAAACAUAAACAGAUAGAGGAAAUGCAAGAUAAAGUUCUUCGAACCUAUGCUGAAAUGGAGAACGUCAUGGACAGAACUAGGCGAGAAGCAGAGAAUGCAAAGAAAUUUGCCAUACAGAGUUUUGCAAAAAGCUUGCUGGAUGUUGGAGACAAUUUGGCUAGAGCUUCUUCAGUUGUCAAGGAAAGUUUCGCAAAAAUUGAUGCUUCAAAAGAUACUACCGGAGCUGUUCCACUUUUGAAAACCCUUCUGGAUGGUGUUGAAAUGACUGAGAAGCAGCUUUUGGAGGUGUUCAAAAAAUUUGGGAUUGAGAAAUAUGAUCCUGUCAAUGAACCAUUUGAUCCACACAGGCACAAUGCAGUAUUUCAAAUGCAAGAUGGUUCUAAACCUCCAGGCACAGUUGCUGUUGUUCUGAAGUCGGGGUACAUGCUAUAUGAGCGAGUUCUUCGUCCUGCGGAGGUUGGCGUGACCCAAGCAGUGGAGAACGGCACCCCAGAAGAAUAAUGCAAACUGAGGAAGUCUCUCGAGCAUAAAGAGGUGGCUGGGUCGUGGAAUCCAAAGGCCGACUCCAAGUGCAGUGGCUGUGAACUUGGGUCUUCAUCUUAAAGAGGUCUUGUUCGGUUUGAAAAUUUUGCAUCCGGUAGAGGGGAGGGAAAAAAAAGUGCAGCAGUUUUCGCACUGGCUGUCGAUAAGAUUUAUCUGAGAAACUACGAAAGGGCAUUGGUUUUCUUUACCUUAAGUCCUGAUUAGUGAUUAAUAAUUAUGUAUCCCGAACUUGUACAUGUGUACAUCGUAUGGCAGGGCUAGCUUUGAACUGAAUUUGAGGAGUUUUCAGUGCAAGAAUCUCCACUCCACUUCGGGGUCGAGGUCCUGUAAGAUAAAAAUCGCCGCAGCUGCUGAAGUAAACUUAUAGCUGCAGCUACGGAAAGAUUUAAGACGAGGUUAUCUAGAACGGGUGAUUUUGAUCCUCUAAUUGUAUUAGGGGCUAAGAAAAGGUUCGUGGGUGUUUUUAAUCUGACUGAGCCUGUACUUGCAAA
Messenger RNA from Eucalyptus grandis, 1671 nucleotides. Its product is annotated as grpE protein homolog 2, mitochondrial. The record is from RefSeq and is a predicted model, not a curated record. The coding region runs from base 197 to 1138 and encodes 313 amino acids. NCBI's taxonomy places the organism in Eukaryota, Viridiplantae, Streptophyta, Magnoliopsida, Myrtales, Myrtaceae. The transcript is spliced from 6 exons. Gene Ontology annotation, molecular function: adenyl-nucleotide exchange factor activity; protein-folding chaperone binding; protein homodimerization activity. Gene Ontology annotation, cellular component: PAM complex, Tim23 associated import motor. Gene Ontology annotation, biological process: protein import into mitochondrial matrix; protein folding.